Messenger RNA from Lentinula edodes (shiitake mushroom), 510 nucleotides. RefSeq lists its product as uncharacterized. Lineage: Eukaryota; Fungi; Basidiomycota; Agaricomycetes; Agaricales; Omphalotaceae. Bases 1 to 510 code for a protein of 169 amino acids. The transcript is spliced from 3 exons. The record is from RefSeq and is a predicted model, not a curated record.
AUGUCUACAGAACUUUCUUCCAUCACCGAGUGGGCGGAUAAACGCACCGCGGCAGUGUAUACUGCGAAAAGCAAAACCCUUGCAAAGCUUGCCGUGGAGGAAUUAUUUGCGCCCCACGUAAAGGCUUCGAUUAACGGAAGGAAAAUUAGUAGGGAGGAAAUUGACCAGCUCCUUUUGGAUAUGCGACCGACCGAGGAAGGAGCUUUAGGUUUCUACUGGACAGAUCUAGUGGGUGUGCCCCGGGAUCCAUCCCAUCGAGAUGGCUCAGUCAGUGGUAUGUUCAUCAUCAGUGGCCUUCAGAUUCCGGAUCCUAGAACGGGGGAGUUGGUUACUUCGUUCAGACGAAAGGGAGUAGCGGUCAUAAUUGAGUCGCAAUUCCAGGACCUAACCAUAGACAGUCGGAAGAUUGUAGAAUUUGUAGCUGUAGCAAACAACUUCCCUCUAGAUCAACUCGUGGAUCAGGAGAACGAACGGAAGACGUACGUCUCCAGGUAUGGCUAUAAAUUGUAA